Molecule: messenger RNA, 1802 nt
Organism: Physella acuta
Lineage: Eukaryota; Metazoa; Mollusca; Gastropoda; Physidae
Source: RefSeq, a predicted model, not a curated record
CAUUCAACCUUGAAAAUGAAGAGGAUCACAUUGUUUAUACUAACCAUAUUUCAUUAUUUUCUUCUGAAUAAAGCAGACGACGAGAUGUUGAAGUUAUUGAAUGACCCUACAUGGCCGUGGUUUGGCGUUAACAAUUGUUCAAAAAAAUGCGGCAGUCUCUACGGGCCUUGCUUUAACCAGAGAAGUAACCGCGAAUCAAUAUUUGAACGAGCAGGUCUUCUACCACAUGUAAAGCCUUCUCAGGAGAUUAAAGUUGUCUUUGAAACGCGUGAUGAGAUGGUGGACGUGUGUGGGAAGGCCCAACACAUGGAGGGCUACAAGUUUCAGCUCAACAGACACGGCCGUGUCAGCCGCAUAUUGCUCGAGCUGGGUGCCGAGAUCUACAGGAACCAGCCGAGCAUAACCUGGCCGGUGGAAGAGAAUGAAACCUACAACGUUCUCCUAUGGGAUGUAGGGCAAAUGAAAAUCCGAGGAUUUUGGUAUAACGUACACAAAGUCAACGAAACAAUGAAAGGCUUUGCUGGGUACAUGUACUCACCACCCGCCAACCCAGUCAGGGUCGUGAACCCUAUCCUCGUCAUCGUCUACAGGCGACAGUACUCCCCCACAUUCAAUUUUCUCCUUAUGGGAUGCCCUUCCAGUGCUUCAGCAGAAGAUUGCCGCUUUACUGUGUUUUUUGAAAUGCUGUCUUGGAAAUGUAUUGUAGGCAUACAAGUCUACUAUACAGAUGGUAGCUCUCUUUAUGAACAAUAUCGUGCCUGUAUGGAGAGCACGAUCUGUUCGUCACAAUGUGUUGCCAGGUACCGACAGUACGCAGCAGAGAUUAAACCUCAGAUAACAUUCUUGAACUUUAACCCGGAAGAUAUAAACACAUACGUGAACUUGUUCUUCUUCGCGCUUUUCACCAGGACUGUACCGUAUAGAACCUCGGCAUGCGAGUCUCGAGUGGUUGCCAGGGCAUUUGAGUUCCGCCCUCGACCGGGAGACAACUAUCAAGUCGACAGUAACAUGAAGAUAUCGGACAUAUACAAGUUGCAUUACUGGAGACUAAAUAUCGAAAUAGCUGUCACUCACUAUUAUUAUGGAGUACUGGCCAGGUACUACUCUGUCCUGGUGGUGUCCCCUGAUGGGCACGUGACCGAGGGUCCCCACGUGCACCCAGCAGGGCACAUGUUUUAUGCCAACAUAAGGGCGCCACAAAAUCCGGAAGAGUAUACAAUCUUCAAGGAUUACAGCGACAUUCAGCAGCUUGGUGAAACCCCUGUUCAUUACUACAUCCUGCUGUUUACUCACAGAUAUUUUUUGGCAGAAAACCCCUUCGCUAAAGGAUGCAAAGAGAAGUGUGACGAGUGGGACUUGUCUCUGUUGCCGUCUGAAUUUAAACUAUGUGGGAUCAGCUGGUUUCUAGCUGGGAAAGAUCGUUUCUCUGCUCAUAAUCCCCAAGUUGAGGAAUGUCCUCCCAAUGAAGAAGAGGUUGAAGCUGAGGAGGAGUUUGACCUUCCAUGGCAGACGGCAGAUUAUGACGAGUUAAACUUAGAUGACAAUAACCGAAUGGUAGAUGUGUGUGUCGCACCAGACGUAGAGAUUCCAAAAACUGACAGCGGUACGGCUCGGCGGGGCCUUUCACUUUGGUUCUUGUGUUUAUGGAUGUUAGUCGACUCUCUGUAGCAAGUGGGUCUAGUCGACUCUCUGUAGCAAGUGUGUCCAGUCGACUCUCUGUAGCAAGUGUGUCUAGUCGACUCUCUGUAGCAAGUGUGUCUAGUCGACUCUCUGUAGCAAGUGUGUCUAGUCGACUCUCUGUA